Molecule: messenger RNA, 366 nt
Organism: Cooperia oncophora
Lineage: Eukaryota; Metazoa; Nematoda; Chromadorea; Rhabditida; Trichostrongylidae
Source: the annotation of a GenBank genome assembly
ACCUCCAAGCCAUUUGAAAGUUCUCGAGUGAAUUAUGCAUGCAGAUCAGUGCCGACAAACAAUUUCCUAAAGCUCUGUAGAUUUUCAUCAUCCGGUUGCUGCGUAGCAACGACCUCCGCAGACAACUCAGCGAGAAUCUUCGAAGUAAAUGGGGAGCAGAGGCUCUCCUUGCUGGCAAAUAUCCCACUUGGAGAUCCGAUCUACGAUGCGACCUGGCUUCGUGGUGGAUCCGAUCACGAACUUCUAGCAGCUACCGCUAAGUAUCACCCAGUUCAUCUUUGGAGUAGCGAUGGCACCCGAUAUGCUUCCUAUAGGGGAAUCAAUCAUUUGGUGGGAAAAUUGGGCUUCUUACUGUCCCCUUUGUGA